Molecule: messenger RNA, 2468 nt
Organism: Gadus morhua (Atlantic cod)
Lineage: Eukaryota; Metazoa; Chordata; Actinopteri; Gadiformes; Gadidae
Product: transient receptor potential cation channel subfamily V member 4
Exons: 11
Coding region: 585-2468 (627 amino acids)
Biological process (GO): calcium ion import across plasma membrane; osmosensory signaling pathway; actin filament organization
Cellular component (GO): plasma membrane; cilium
Molecular function (GO): calcium channel activity; protein binding
Source: RefSeq, a predicted model, not a curated record
UAUGGGGGUAUCAAGCCUACGAUAGCUUACAUAUUGUAUUUGAUUAACAUCAAAGGCAUACGACACUUGUUGAUCUGUAACGUAACCCCUUCCUCGGGAUGAGGAGUCCCAGGAGCAGGCCGCUCCAUGUAUAGGAGGACAGCUCUGUCCUUUAGCUCAGCGCUCUGGACCGACGCUCGACGCACGAGGCGGCUCAACCAGUUCGAAGCCAUUGUGAUCUCACGCUGCUGCCUGAGACUGGUGCGUUACAUAGGUUCAAUUUCUACAACUAUUGCGUGCUUUUUUGCAUUUUUAAGUCGCAUCGGCCCUAGACGCACCACCUCACUGAGGAAUUGCCAGGAACAAGUCCCACCCUGGGGCCCCACCCAAACCUAAGUAAAUGCGCCGCUUGUUAUGGUGGAUGUCCAGUCCUCCUGAACAGACGCGCUCUGAGUCGCUGCUGACGUCACAGCGCCUCUGGACCGAGCCGGCGCCAGGUUCAAGAGGAACACACGGACGGUCCCAGGCUGGAGAAAGGUCUACUUUACUCAGGGAUGUCCCCACCCCCCUGAAGAGGAAUCUGGCGCCCCAGUGUGAGAUAAGAGAUGAAUGAGAGACGCUCCAGCCCCUUCCUCUUCAAAAGGAGCCCCAUGCCCUCCCCCAGAGCCGGGGCCCCCCGUACCCCCAGAGCCGGGGCCCCCCGUACCUCCGGCUCCGGGGCCCCGGCGCCGGCCGGUCCCGCCGGGCCGGACGCGGACGACGUGACCCUCGCCCUGUCCGGGUUCUCCGAUCUGUUUGAGGGGACGGAGCCGGGGGAGGGCGGGGCCCCGGGGGCCCCGGGCGGCGGGGGCCCCGACGCCAGCCGGGACCUCCUGGUGGUCCCCAGCGGGCCGGCGGUGGGCGACGGCAGACAGAACCUGCGCAGCAAGUUCCACGACGCCUUCAAGAAGGGCAUCAGCACCCCCAUGGACCUGCUGGAGUCCUACGAGGCCUCGGUGCCGGGGCCCAAGAAGGCCCCCAUGGACUCCCUGUUCCAGUACGGGACCGUGCGGCAGGAGAGCGGCCAGAAGAGACGCAGGAAGAGGCUGCUCAGGGGGAAGCCAGAGACCUCCUGCGACGAGGACCCCGGGGCCGACCCCCCCAAGGUGCUGAAGGUGUUCGACCGCUCCCUGCUGUUCGACUGCGUGUCCCGGGCCGACUCCGGGGCCCUCGAGGGCCUCCUGGGGUACCUGCAGGCGCACAGAAAGACCCUCACCGAGGAGGAGUUCAAAGAGCGGUCGACCGGUAAGACGUGCCUGAUCAAGGCCCUGCUGAACCUGUACGGGGGUCAGAACCCCACCAUCCCCCUGCUGCUGCACGCGGCCGAGCAGACGGGCACCCUGAGGGAGUUCAUCAACACCCCCUUCAGAGACGUCUACUACAGAGGCCAGACGGCGCUCCACAUUGCCAUCGAGCGGCGCUGCCGUCCGUACGUGGAGCUGCUCCUGGAGCGCGGCGCUGACGUCCACGCCCAGGCCCGCGGACGCUUCUUCCAGCCCCGCGACGAGGGGGGGUACUUCUACUUUGGCGAGCUGCCGCUGUCGCUGGCGGCGUGCACCAACCAGCCCGACAUGGUGCACUACCUGACCAGCAACCCCCACAAGGCGGCCGACCUGCGGCGCCAGGACUCCCGCGGCAACACGGCGCUGCACGCGCUGGUGCACAUCGCCGACAACACGCGGGACAGCACGCGCUUCAUCACCAAGAUGUACGACCUGCUGCUGGUCAAGUGCGCCCGGCUGCACCCCGGGGCCAGCCUGGAGGCCACCCUCAACAACGACGCCAUGUCCCCCCUCAUGAUGGCCGCCCGGCUGGGCAAGAUCGGGAUCUUCCAGCACAUCAUCCGGCGGGAGGUGAAGGAGGAGGGCCUGAGGCAUCUCUCCCGUAAGUUCAAGGACUGGGCGUACGGGCCGGUGUACUCGUCCCUCUACGACCUGUCCUCCCUGGAGACCUGCGGAGAGGAGACCUCGGUGCUGGAGAUCCUGGUGUACACCAGCCGCAACGAGAACCGUCAUGAGAUGCUGGCCGUAGAGCCCAUCAACGAGCUGCUCCGGGCCAAGUGGACGCGGUUUGCCGCUGUGACCUUCUACAUCAGCGUGGUCUCCUACAUCCUCACCAUGGCAACCUUCACCCUGGUGGCCUUCUACCGCCCCACCCAGGGCACGGUGAGACCCCGCGCACCUACCAGCGCUAAACCCAUUACAAUACUCACACCACCCACCCAGGCCACGGUGAGCCCACAGAGAGACCUACUGCCCCAGCCGGGCUGUGAGCGCGGUGACCCCCCGACCGCCUCGUGUUUCUCCGGGCCCCCCGCUCCCCGGCGGCCGCGCGGGCCCCUGAGAGCCCCACAUUGUUCGGCGGGGCCGGGGCAGCGCGGCCGGGGCCCGGCCCGCGAGGGGCCCGUCUCCGGCCCCGCUCCGCGUGCUAUUGGAUGUCGGGGCCCCUAA